AUGGAUAAAUUAUUAUUAUGCUGUGAUAACAACGACAGGGGCAGAACCAUCAAACAAAGCGCAAUGACCACCAUAAACGAUACCCACAUGGCAGUGCUGGACUUGAAGACCACCCAGUUCAGUUUGCCCGCCAAGAGGAUCUUUGACUCGCAAACUACACAGGAUUUCCAAUCAUCCAUUGCUCUCAACAGGUUGAGAUUCUUUCUACAAAAAUAUAUAUCCAUGGUGACCAACGUACAGACACCGCCAGAAGGUACUUUAUCUUCAGUGACACUGGUGAACUCCAUUGUUCAGUUGCUAAACCAUCUAUCCACUCUCAUUGAUGAAACACCGCCCCUAGUGGGACCAAGAAGAUAUGGGAAUUUGGCAUGCAGAGACUGGCAUACUAAGAUGGAGGCUCAAUUACCUGCUCUAUUAAACGAAAUACUAGACCCAUAUUUACCUAAAGUCUCCGGAGAAUCCUCAUCCAUGCAUCCUUGUAUACAGGAAUUAAACUAUUACAUAAGUAAUGCGUUUGGUUCCUCUACCAGGUUGGAUUUUGGUACAGGUCACGAGUUGUCAUUCAUGGCAUUCAUUGCUGCCAUUGAUAUGUUAGGCCUUUGGACAGAUGGAAUGCAAGGAACGGAUAUUCUACUAUUGUUCAAUACAUAUUAUGCCCUAGUGAGAAAAUUGAUCCUGACGUAUACUUUGGAACCAGCAGGAUCUCAUGGUGUUUGGGGAUUGGAUGAUCAUUUCCACCUGGCAUACAUCCUGGGUAGCUCUCAAUGGAUAAGGAACGCCCCCAUGAGACCCAGGGACGUCAAGGAUAUCAGUCUCGUGAAACAAUAUGCCAAAUCCAAUUUGUAUUGCCAAUGUAUUGCAUUCAUCUUCCAAGUGAAAUCGGGUCCCUUCUCUGAACAUUCCCCCAUACUGUAUGACAUCGCUACGAGUGUUACCACUUGGUCGAAAGUGCAGAGGGGUCUAAUCAAAAUGUACAUGGAUGAAGUGUUGAAAAAGUUCCCCGUGGUACAACACUUCUGGUUUGGAGACGGAUUCUAUCCAUGGAUCAAUCAACAUACGGGGAAGCCAUUGCCUAUCUAUGAGCAUUCUCCAGAGGAUGACGAAACUGAACAAGAGAGAGAAAUACAGCAAUAUGCUCCUCAUUGGCACAAAGAGAAUGCUCAUGUUAGGACAGCCAAACCUGGUAUUACUGCAAUGCCUUCAGUGACGAAUACAAGAACCAAUAUGGCACCUCCUUCAUCAAGAAUGAUGAACUCGCAUGAUCCAACAAUAUCGUCUCUUCUGAAAAGGUCCACAAGAGAUCAGGCAAGAAGGUAA
Naumovozyma castellii is the source of this 1317-nucleotide messenger RNA. RefSeq names its product peptidylprolyl isomerase RRD1 (gene RRD1). The record is from RefSeq and is a predicted model, not a curated record. The transcript has a single exon. Bases 1 to 1317 code for a protein of 438 amino acids. NCBI's taxonomy places the organism in Eukaryota, Fungi, Ascomycota, Saccharomycetes, Saccharomycetales, Saccharomycetaceae.